Rhodotorula graminis WP1 is the source of this 1122-nucleotide messenger RNA. RefSeq lists its product as uncharacterized. Gene Ontology annotation, molecular function: RNA binding. Lineage: Eukaryota; Fungi; Basidiomycota; Microbotryomycetes; Sporidiobolales; Sporidiobolaceae. The coding region runs from base 1 to 1122 and encodes 373 amino acids. Gene Ontology annotation, biological process: mRNA processing; regulation of mRNA splicing, via spliceosome. Gene Ontology annotation, cellular component: spliceosomal complex. The transcript has 8 exons. The record is from RefSeq and is a predicted model, not a curated record.
AUGACGAGCUUCAGAGGCAUCUCUCUGGACCAGGACCCGCGCUUCAAGGACAAGCAGGCUGCGCUCCUCGCCAAGACGUCUUUCCCCGCCACGUUCAACACCAAGGUCGACAUUCGCAAGGUCGAGAUGGCCGUCAUGAAGCCCUGGAUCACCAAGAAGGUCAUCGAGCUCCUCGGCUUCGAGGACGACGUCCUCCUCGAGUACAUCUUCUCGCUCCUCGAGGACAACGAGAACCCUGUCGUCGACGGCAAGCAGAUGCAGCUCCUCCUCACCGGCUUCCUCGAGGCCAAAACGCCCGCCUUCAUGUCGUCGCUGUGGGACCUCCUCCUCAGCGCCCAGUCGAACCCGCUGCGCGUACCGACCGCCCUCCUCGAGGAGAAGAAGCGCGAGAUGCGCGCCCGCGAGGAGCAGGAGGCGCUGCGGCGCAGGGAGGAGGAGCAUCUCGACGAGGGCAGGGGCGGCUACGGGGGAAGGGGCGACGACCGCGGGCGCGACGCUGGCUUCGGGCCGCGAGGAGGCGGCGGUGGGUACGGGGGCGAGCGGGACGGCGGGUACGGCGGGUACGGGCCGCGUGGAGGCGGCGGCGGCGGCGGCCGGGGCGGAUACGGCGUCGAUGCCGGACCUCGAGGGGGACGAGGAGGAGGAGUACCAGCGAGGUCGCUCCCUCUCCCGCACACCGCCUCGCCCACCUCCCCGUCGUCGGCGCUCCCCCUCGCGCUCGCGCUCUCGUUCGCGCUCCCCACCUCCUCGCCGCCGCAUCCGCUCCCCCACUCGCUCGCGCAGCCGGUCGCCCGGCCCGGGCAAGCGUCGUGCCGGCCGCAGCGCGACCCGCAGCCGCAGCCGCAGCCGCAGCAGGAGUCGGAGCCCGCCGCCGCGGCGCAGGAGGUCCUCGCCGAGUCGCAGCCAGAGCCGGUCGCCUCCUCCGAGGCGCCGACUCGACGACGCCGAGCGCGCGGACCUUUGGUGGGCGAUGCGGCAAGGCGGUCGCGAUGGGAGCAGGACGACUCGGGUCCGGCGCAGGUCGUGCAGGAGCAAGACGAGGAUCUCUCGCGACGCGAGUCGGAGCUCAAGGAGGGCCUGUUGCGCAAGAAGGUCGUUGCCUCGCGCUCAUCGCGCUCGUGA